Sordaria macrospora k-hell is the source of this 606-nucleotide messenger RNA. RefSeq lists its product as uncharacterized. Lineage: Eukaryota; Fungi; Ascomycota; Sordariomycetes; Sordariales; Sordariaceae. The record is from RefSeq and is a predicted model, not a curated record.
AUGCCACCCACCGAUCCGUGGACGACCAGCAAGGUCACAAUGCCGGGCCGCAACUGGCACAUCCCCCGUGUCUCGCAAAACAGCAGCGGGACAAAGACAUGGACCCUCAACUCCCGUCUGUCCCAACCUGACAGAACAACAGAGGAAAGGAAUCCGACAGAAGAAAGCGCAAAGACUGCGCGAUAUGCUGUAUCGACGAAAGAGCAGCCCAAGAUACCAUUAUCGAGAGGCGGCACAUGGGAAAGAACACCAAUCCAGACUUUCUCAUCCACAAUCCCGCCGCAUAGGGUUUUGAAGCCGAUCGCAACAUUAUCUUGGCUACAAGACCCUCGAGAGUGCUUCAGGCUCUCUGAGCCUGAGGGUCAGCAAUUCGCUCAAAUCCAGCAGAUAAUUCGUGAUUGUCUCUGUAUCACCGCACCGGACAUGAUCCGCCCCGAUCUUGACUUCCGUACACAGUAUGCGGUUGUUCGUGCGGGCCCUCACGAGGAACGGACCAACCACGACGAGUUCAAGGGUGACAGUUGUCCCGGCGUCCGCGCGACCAACCGUCGAACUAACCGCGAGUACAAUGUCACUAUGGUGGAUGACGAGAUUUGUACACGCUGA